Messenger RNA from Desarmillaria tabescens, 1139 nucleotides. RefSeq lists its product as uncharacterized. NCBI's taxonomy places the organism in Eukaryota, Fungi, Basidiomycota, Agaricomycetes, Agaricales, Physalacriaceae. The record is from RefSeq and is a predicted model, not a curated record. The transcript is spliced from 19 exons. The coding region runs from base 272 to 1015 and encodes 247 amino acids.
ACACUCGGACGAAGCCGUUCAUACAUUGACUAGCUAUUUUACACAAGCCUUUAAGUAUUAAUCACAAUUGGCAGACCCAGCGGUGUAUCUCCGAGUCCUUCUGAUCAUUAUCAAAGACGAUCUGCGCCUGUUAUGGGAGUGGUCUUCGUAUGCGCGCAAAUUCCUUCACUACUACUAAACCCGUCUUCGGACGCGAUUCUUAUUGAUGUACACCAUGCCCGGAUACUAUAUAAGUGCCGUGAUGUCCCUGUAGCAUUCACUGACUCCCCCGAUGUCGCACCUUAUCCUGGAUUCGAUAGAUGAAGCUCCUGCCAGUCUGAGCAUCGAGGCAACCCUCGGAGCCGUUUAUAUUGGGGCUACUAUAGCUGCUGUUUUCUACGGAAUAACUAUCCUGCAGACUAUUGUCUAUUACAAGCAAAAUCCUAAUGAUCCAUGGCUCUUUCGAUAUGGUGUCGUCUCUCUAUGGAUUCUCGAUACACUUCAAGUGGCCUUAAGCACCCAUGCGCUUUAUUUCUAUCUCAUCAAAUCGUUUGGAAAUUAUUUCGCGCUGUUGAGGGUUAUCUGGAGCUUCCCGCUUCAGUUCUUGGCAAAUAUGCUGAUUGUCUGUGGAGUCCAAGCAUUAUAUGCUGUCAGAAUAUGGAAACUCGGCCGGCAUUUCCAUAUGGUCUUGCCGUGGUUCAUAUUCCUCGCAGUUGCAGCCACAUUUGGCACCGGACUCUAUGUGAUGUAUGAUACAUACACCUUGACAAGUUUUACUACUCUAGAAAUUGCGACUAUCAGGACAUCUAUAUAUGCUGUCUUCUCUACCAUGGCCGGAGCUGAUUUCGUUAUUGCCGGCACAAUGUGCUUCUACCUGCACAAAGGCAGAUCCAUGACUAGCUUCUCCAGUACGAUCAAGAUAAUCGGAGGAUUAAUGCGGCUCGUGGUGAUCUCGGGCGUUUUGACAAGUACAUUGCCUGGCCCGAUACUCUUGCUUUCGCGGCAGUUGACUUGGUUUUGCCAAAGCUUUACAUAAAUUCGCUCCUCGCAAUGCUCAAUUCUCGCCAGAGCUCAAUGUGGUCAGGAGCAAAGGGACGGCACGUUCACCGAAAGAUGAUCAGAUUCGCGCCUCACGACACCGAAAGCGGCGCAGUCGAUUC